UCUUCGAACAUUGCGGCCGAAGGUAUCGGCAAAAUGAGUGGCACAUCCAUUUCCACCGCCCUCUUCCUCCUCAUCUCCUGCCUCCAACUCUCUGGGGCCGCCAGCGGCGGCAGCUGGUCUCUUCUUCAACCCAACAUCGGCAUAUCCGCAAUGCACAUGCAACUCCUCCACAAUGAUCGCGUCAUCAUCUUCGACCGCACCGACUUCGGCCCCUCCAACCUCUCCUUACUCGCCGGCAACUGCCGCGAAGACCCCAACGACCAAGCUCUACAACACGAUUGCACCGCCCACUCCCUCGAGUACGAUAUCACCACCAACUCCUUCCGCCCUCUCAACAUCCUUACCGACACAUGGUGCUCCUCCGCCACCGUCUCCCCGGACGGCCGCCUCUUCCAAACAGGCGGUUUCAACGACGGCGAUCGCGCCGUCCGCAUUUUCCCCACUUGCCCGAACCAUAAUACAGACUGCGAUUGGUCCGAAAAUCCCGUCGCUCUCUCCGUUCGCCGCUGGUAUGCCACCAAUACCAUUCUCCCAGAUGGCCGGGCUGUAAUCGUCGGCGGCCGCAAGCAGUUCAACUACGAAUUUUACCCCAAGGAUUCCAACCCCGGUGUUUCUACUCUCGCGUUUCUCUCACAAACCAAAGAUCCAGAGGAGAACAACCUUUACCCUUUUGUACACCUCAACGUCGACGGCAACCUAUUUAUCUUCGCCAACAACCGCGCGAUUCUCUUUGACUAUAAAACGAACACGAUAGUAAGGAUUUACCCUACAAUACCGGGUUCUGAUCCUAGAAACUACCCUAGCAGCGGGUCCUCGGUGUUACUUCCACUAAACGCGACGGCGGCGGAGGCUGAAGUCCUCGUCUGCGGUGGCGCGCCGAAAGGGUCUUUCAUCCUGGCCUCGAAAAAUGCGACUUUUGUAAAGGCGUUGACCACGUGCGGGCGAAUCAAAAUCACUGACUUCUCGCCGACGUGGCAAAUGGAAACGAUGCCCGUGGCGAGGGUGAUGGGGGAUAUGGUUCUGCUUCCAACCGGAGCCGAUGUGCUUAUAAUAAAUGGUGCUGAGGCCGGGACGGCUGGGUGGGAGCUGGGUCGUAACCCGGUGCUCAGCCCGGUCGUGUACCGGCCCGAUGGGCCAUCCGGGUCGAGGUUUGUGGUGCAAAGCCCUUCAAGCGUACCUAGACUGUACCACUCCACUGCUGUGCUUCUGCGCGAUGGGCGGGUCCUAGUCGGGGGGAGUAACCCGCACAUUUACUAUAAUUUCUCCGGCGUUCAGUACCCGACUGAACUCAGUCUCGAGGCCUUCUCGCCGGACUAUCUCAGCCAGGAUAGUUCCGGCCUGAGAGCGGUUAUUGUCACCGAGGGUUCGGCGUUUGAGCUGAGUUAUGGAAAAGAGUUUGUUUUGGGGUUUAAUGUGAGUUUGUUGAGGAGCAAAUAUGUGAGGGUGACGAUGGUGAUGCCGGCGUUUUCGACGCAUUCGUUUUCUAUGAAUCAGAGGUUGCUGAUAUUGGGGAGCAAAGCGGUGGCGGGAUCUUCGAGUCCAAGAUCGAGCUAUGCAGUCGUGGCGGCGGCGCCGGCCUCCGCAACCCUGGCGCCGCCGGGGUAUUAUAUGCUGUUUGUGGUGAACGAAGGGGUCCCCAGCGAGGGCGUCUGGGUCCACAUACAAUGAGCAAUGCGAAUUCGCACUUGUGCUCUGUCGGGCUCCGCACGUGAACCAAUAGUGACGAGGAAGCAUUGGCCUCUGCAU
Messenger RNA from Dendrobium catenatum, 1746 nucleotides. RefSeq names its product aldehyde oxidase GLOX. Bases 34 to 1668 code for a protein of 544 amino acids. The record is from RefSeq and is a predicted model, not a curated record. The transcript has a single exon. Lineage: Eukaryota; Viridiplantae; Streptophyta; Magnoliopsida; Asparagales; Orchidaceae.